Messenger RNA from Epinephelus moara (kelp grouper), 1926 nucleotides. Its product is annotated as vesicular inhibitory amino acid transporter-like. Gene Ontology annotation, biological process: amino acid transmembrane transport. Gene Ontology annotation, molecular function: amino acid transmembrane transporter activity. The record is from RefSeq and is a predicted model, not a curated record. Gene Ontology annotation, cellular component: vacuolar membrane. The transcript is spliced from 8 exons. Lineage: Eukaryota; Metazoa; Chordata; Actinopteri; Perciformes; Serranidae. The coding region runs from base 1 to 1926 and encodes 641 amino acids.
AUGGGCUCUCUUCGCUGGGCUCGGAGCUCUGGGCAGCCCUGGGGUGCUGCUGGGUCUCUGUGGGGUUGGGCGGUGUCGAGGAUAAACCUGGACUGGACGACAAGGUUAUUUCAGGAGGAUGAAGAGAUGCUGAUUCUGACCCACAGUGACGAGCUGAACAGAACCUAUGGUGAGGACAACAGAUUGCCUUUUGACAACAUCACAAACACAACUAACACAAGCUCUGAUGACACCAGAGGAAAUAGGACCUCAUUCAGAAGACACAGUCUGUCUCUGACUGAGCAAGUUAUCCCAGCAUCCACCAGCACCUUACUGCAGGAGAGUCCAGCUUUCAAAGAAACCAGAGCCACUGCCAUCUCCACCGGACCCAGAACCAUCACUAUAACUUCAGCCGUUUCCUCCGUAGACUCCCUUUGGUUCAAAAACACAAGAAGCUAUGGCAAAGGAAGACGAGCCUCUGAGACACAAGCUGACAAGAUGGGAAGUAACAGUGAGGAGAACCAGAACCAGGGUAACAAGAGAGGAUCCUACAGGCUGUUUAGAGGGAACAUGCACAAACAGAGACUUUCUGAGGAUGGAGCAGAGACCAUGGAGGGGACGUCUCAGUUCUGUACCAGCCUUGACGACGAGAGAGCAAGGAUGAGUUUGACUAAUCAUGUUCAGAGCCCCGAAACCGAUAUAACAGGUGUGAGUCAUUCUCCCACCAUCACUGCCUGGGAGGCUGGCUGGAAUGUCACAAAUGCUAUACAGGGUAUCUUUGUGUUGGGUUUACCCUUUGCUCUGGUCCAGUCAGGUUAUCUGGGUCUUCUUCUGAUGGUUCUGUCAGCUUGGGUCUGCAACCACACAGGGAGGAUACUGGUGGCCUGCCUGUAUGAAGAGGAACAAAGUGGUGGCACAAUGUCAAAAGUCAGAGUCCGACACAGCUACCAGGACAUAGUGGAGGCCUGCUGCAAAGGACUGUGGCCACACUGGCCUGGACUCGGGGGGUGGAUGGUUAAUGUAGCUCAGGUCAUCGAACUGUUGAUGACCUGCACCCUGUACCUCGUCGUCUCCACCAGUCUGUUGUCUGACAGUCUCACAGGGGUGGCUGUUCCCAGAUCAGUGUGUUCUCUGGUGUCUCUGAUGUUCCUGCUGCCCUGCCUGCUGCUGACUGAUCUCAGGCCAGUCUCCACUCUAAGCCUGCUGUGCUCCCUGGCUCACAUCCUGAUCAGCCUGUUGGUCAUGCUAUACUGUCUGAGUCGAGCCAGCAGCUGGACCUGGUCCACUCUCUCCCUGUCUGCGGACCCGGAGGACUUCCUCGUCUCUGUGGGCGUCAUCAUCUUCUCCUACACCUCGCAGAUCUUCCUCCCUCCUCUAGAGGGCAGUAUGGAGGACAGAGGGCAGUUUAAUGCCAUGCUGGGGUGGACUCAUGGUGCUGCCUGCAUCAUGAAAACUCUGUUUUCUUUACUGGCCGUGUUGACGUGGGGCACAGAGACCAGUGAGGUCAUCACAGACAACCUGCCCUCUGACCUUCGACCUCUUGUCAACCUGUGUCUGCUGGCUAAAGCCCUGCUGUCCUACCCUCUGCCGUUCUACUCUGCUGCUGAGAUACUACAAACCUGCCUGCUUGGAGAUGUGUCAUCGUACUCCAAGCACGGAGGUCGAGGUGUGUCUCGCCCAGCCCUGUUGGUCCGUGCCACCUUGCUGAUGACAUCAUACCUACUGGCCCUGCUAGUCCCCAGGUUCUCCCUGUUGAUGGGUUUGACGGGCAGCGUGACCGGGGCAGCCAUGACACUCAUACUGCCGUGCCUGUUUCACCUCAGACUGCAGUGGGGCCGCCUCGCUGUGAGGGACCGUCUGAUAGAUGUGUGCAUACUGAGUCUGGGGGUCAUCUGUAGUGUGUCUGGUGUGAUUUGUUCAGUGAAGAGACUGGUGGGAGGACUGUAG